UUUAAAUAAAUGAAAGACAAAAGCCACGUACCAACAUCGAGUUUGUUGCCCGAUACACGAUAAUCCAUCGACCGAUCGUGGAUCUAUUUGUCUGGACAAUGUUAUUCGAUAUUCUUCAUGGAAACCUAAGAUGGAAGCGUGGAGGGAAAGCAAAAGGGCAACGUGUCCACAGGAUCUUUGGUUGGAACUAAUAUAUCAGUACCAACCUUUUCUUGACAUCGGUGGACGGUUGGUGAACGGAGCCGAGUCGAGUUUCAUUUACACAAGCUCCCGGGCGCAGGUGAACAAAUCGAGGAAUAAGAAAAAUAUUAUGCGACCACCUACCUUACUGCUUGUUGCAGCAUUAUUUUAUUUUUCAACGCUGCGUUGCGUUACCAAGCGAUGCAAAAAUGACGAUUUUAAAUUUCCAAAUAUAUUUUGGACAGAGAAAAAUUAGAGAGAAUUGUCAAAGAAUUUUAUGGUAAUUAACAAGGCAGUACGCUGCUUUAUCUACGAUUCUAUUACGCUUGCGCUUGACCGAUCUCCGUCGAUAGCGCUCGGCUUUUUCCGGCAGCUUUCGUCGAGUCAUCGGUUCCAAAUUCAAAGUAGUGUCUAUCGUACCGUGAAGCUAUCGAGUUCAAGUAAACAAAGCGAUUUUCAACAAAACAGUCAUUUGUUGAUAUUUUCUAAUCUUCCUAUAACAGUAAAUUUGAAAGGUAACAAUGUAUUGUAUCAAGAAUGCUUUCAUUAGCCUCAUUUCCAAAGGAAAUAUUCGAGAAUUGUAUCGAUAAGCGCAAACAAAGGUUAUAAAAGAUUCAGAGAAAAGAAAACAAAAGAAGAGCUGCCAUUUUGAAGGAACCUAUUUUCACGGGCUGAGAUAAAAGUCUACGAGAA
Molecule: messenger RNA, 873 nt
Organism: Apis florea (little honeybee)
Lineage: Eukaryota; Metazoa; Arthropoda; Insecta; Hymenoptera; Apidae
Source: RefSeq, a predicted model, not a curated record